Molecule: messenger RNA, 2185 nt
Organism: Anopheles moucheti
Lineage: Eukaryota; Metazoa; Arthropoda; Insecta; Diptera; Culicidae
Gene: Ilk
Product: integrin-linked protein kinase
Exons: 5
Coding region: 282-1628 (448 amino acids)
Biological process (GO): substrate adhesion-dependent cell spreading; protein phosphorylation; integrin-mediated signaling pathway
Cellular component (GO): stress fiber; focal adhesion
Molecular function (GO): protein kinase activity; ATP binding; protein binding
Source: RefSeq, a predicted model, not a curated record
UAAAAAACAACUCACGAAUUCCUAGCAAGUGAGAUUAAAAUCAUCAAAAAUGUGCCAUUAAAUCGUAGAAAACUGCCUUAAAACAUUGGCAAAUGUUUCUUUAACACGUAAAGUUGUGUUUCACGUCGUUAUCCAGCAGUUUCAAGCGGCAGAGAGUGGAGAAAAGCGUUUCACUAAAGCCAACACAUCAAACCACCCAAACGUACGUGUGGGAGGUCCUGAAAACACCCGUACUAAAAACAUCUGUUUCGGAAAAGAGAACAGCGAAAUAAGAUUUGAAAAUGGAAGAUAUUUUCCAUUGGUGUCGUGAGGGAAACUCGAUCCAGGUGCGCCUGUGGCUGGACGAUACGGAACAUGAUAUGAAUUUGGGUGAUGAUCAUGGGUUUAGCCCAUUGCACUGGUGCGCCAAGGAAGGACAUACCAAGCUGGUGGAGAUGUUGCUGCACCGUGGCGCACGGGUUAAUGCAACAAACAUGGGCGACGAUAUACCUCUUCACUUGGCAUCAGCCCACGGCCAUUAUGAUAUUGUGCAGAUGCUUAUGCGCCAUCGAUCGGAUGUGAAUGCGGCGAAUGAGCAUGGAAAUACGCCACUGCAUUAUGCAUGCUUCUGGGGCUAUCAGGCCAUUGCGGAGGAGUUGGUCAAUAAUGGUGCAUUGAUUUCGUUAGCCAACAAGGACGGUGACACGCCGCUAGAUAAGGCGAAAACGUUACUAGCUACACGUUUACACAAUCUGGCGGUUGAGAGUGGACAGGAGCUGAAGAAAAUUAGCUUCAAGGAUCAGGGGUGGUCAGGCAUGAAAACGCGCUCCCGCGAUGCCACACUGUCCCGCUUCAAGGGCAUCAACAUCCAGGAGCUGACACUUCACAACAAGGUCGCGAUAACGCCCGUCGGUGAAACAUGGCGUGGUCGCUGGCAGAACAACGAAAUCAUUGCAAAGAUUCUUGCGAUACGCGAGUGUACCGCGCGUGUGGCGCGCGAUUUCAACGAAGAGUUUCCGAAACUACGAAUUUUUUCCCAUCCAAACAUUUUGCCCGUCCUCGGUGCGUGCAAUGCACCGACGAAUUUGAUCGUUAUCAGCCAGUACAUGCCGCGCGGUUCGCUGUACGAUUUGCUGCACGGUACGGCCGGAAUUGUAGUCGAUACGGCACAAGCGGUCCGAUUUGCGCUCGAUAUUGCACGCGGUAUGGCGUACCUGCACUCGCUCGAACGCAUCAUCCCGGAGUAUCAUCUGAACAGCUUCCACGUUAUGAUCGACGAUGAUCUUACCGCACGUAUCAACAUGGCGGACGCAAAGUUCUCCUUCCAGGAGCGGGGCCGCGUUUAUCAGCCCGCCUGGAUGAGCCCGGAAAUGUUGCAGAAAAAGCGCAGCGAACGCAACUGGGAGGCGGCCGAUAUGUGGAGCUUUGCGAUCUGCAUCUGGGAGCUGGCAACGCGUGAAAUCCCGUUCGCUGACUUGACCCCGAUGGAGGCCGGUAUGCGGAUCGCUACGGAGGGUUUGCGGGUAACGAUUCCGCCCGGUACUUCGCCCCAUCUGGCGAAGCUGAUCAAAAUCUGCAUGAACGAGGAUCCGGGCAAGCGCCCGACGUUCGAUAUGAUCAUACCAAUACUCGACAAAAUGAAGCGUUAGUUUCAUUGGUUAAGAACGAUGUAUACGUCGGUGGUGUACCUUUUUCACCAGUGUGUGCCUCUUCGCGACAAGUGGUCUUUUUUGAACGGUGUGCAACGAGAACUAACCUGAAAGGAUUAUUUAUUUUUUUUCCACAAUGGAUCAAUUAUUCUUUCUCCCUCCGUAUGCCAAUUUGAACGAAACAACAAAAUAUCUUUUAUCGACCCCUAUUUCUUACCAACUUAAAACAAUAACGAUUUUGUCGUUGAAUCGUCGUUUUUAUGUCGUUAUGUUAUUAAUAACAGUGCCUUAACUAUAACAAGCAAACGAUCAAUUAGCAAACGAGUAGUGGGAAAGUAUUACACAGUUCUUAACGUUAGACAAACCGAACAGUUAAUACGGAAGCACAAAACACGGGUUUGGAAAGCAACAUUUCAACUCACGAUUAGUUCUGUUCGUUGUUUUUUUGCUUUUAAAAUGUAUGUUGUAAUCGUUUGUUGACUCGAAGUAACUCUCCAAACAACUAAACACUCUUAACUGUGCGUUGUAGUUAUUUAGAAUUAAUCGAUGUAUUUUUG